Messenger RNA from Aspergillus costaricaensis CBS 115574, 929 nucleotides. RefSeq lists its product as uncharacterized. The transcript has 2 exons. The coding region runs from base 230 to 745 and encodes 171 amino acids. NCBI's taxonomy places the organism in Eukaryota, Fungi, Ascomycota, Eurotiomycetes, Eurotiales, Aspergillaceae. The record is from RefSeq and is a predicted model, not a curated record.
UGGAAGAAGCCUUUCUUCGAUGUCUCCGCUCACUCAACAAGCUCAAGCCUACAGUCUCAAUUCGAAAUCUCAGGUUUUCUGCUUUAAAUAGACCCUUGUCGCAUCACUUUCUCUUUCUUCCCUCGCGAUCAAUCUCUUCUUGACCUCUGGAAAUCAGUCUUAGAGCCCUAGCUGAGUACGACUUGUCGAAAUUGCCAUUGAGUCGAUACACACCCGCGCAUCAAUCAUCAUGGUUCAAGGAAACGGAAGGAACGACGGCGGAAGCUCCAGCCGUGAAUAUGGCAUGAACUUUGAGGUUGCGCCUCCUACAACAGUUCCCCUUGGCGUACCAGUGACUCUACCAGUAAUUGUGGGGGUCCGACCUGUGGGUAACCCACGAGGAGUGCAACAAUUGGUUGCGCAUGCCUCGCUGAGGAAUGAAGCAGGCACUGCUCCAGCUUCAGGACUCACAGGCGUGCUUACAUCUAGCGUGCGCAGUCGCAAUGGCAACGGCACCAGCGGAUACGCUCGAUUUGGGCCUCUCAAAUUCACACAGCCUGGUCGGUAUCGGAUGCGGGUUAUGCUAGGAGCGGCCUCCUUCAACGGCGUCACCACGAAAGAAUAUGUUGAAUCGGGUAUUAUUCAAGUACAGGCCGGCGCUGCUACACCACGUCCGACACCCACUCAGGUCUCAAAGCUACAGACCCUAAUCCCGGAAAACAUCGACAUCACUGCGGCUGACAUUGCGACAUGGCAAUCAGCAUAGAAGCCUUGGAGCACAGCCAUAUUUCGUACCCUCCUUUACUUGUAUUAAUUGUCGGUUUUACUCGGUGUUUGUGAAGAUCGCGUCAGGAUCAGCCAGGAGUUUCGGCCUGUGUCUCAGCUUUCUCGCUCACUCAUGUGAAUUUCCUUUGUUCGAGGCGGGCCAAACACGAAGUGCAGAGUGUUGG